AUGGAAGCCGUUGCGGCCUCGGCGAAGCCCACACUCCGCGUGGCCGCUCUCAGCGGCUCCCUCCGCAACAACUCGUGGCAUCACGGCCUCAUCCGCGCCGCCGAGGAGCUGUGCGAGGAGUGCAUUCCAGGGCUGCGCAUCGACCACGUCGACAUCUCCGGCCUGCCCAUGGCCAACCCGGACCUCGAGACCGACGGUGGCGACGGUUUCCCGCCGGCCGUGGAGGCGUUCCGCGACAGGGUCAGCGCCGCGGACUGCUUCCUCUUCGCCUCGCCCGAGUACAACUACUCCGUCAACGGCUCGCUCAAGAACGCGCUGGACUGGGCAUCGAGGGGCACACACAAAUGCUGGGCUGACAAGGCAGCGGCGAUCAUCUGCGCGGGGGGCGACUUCGGCGGGGGCAGGGCGUCGCUCCACUUGCGCGAGAUCGGGAUAUACCUGGACCUGCACUUCAUCAACAAGCCGGAGCUCCACAUCAGGGCGUACGAGGACCCGCCCAAGUUCGACGACAAGGGGAACCUCAUCGACGCCCAAGCCAAGGACCGGCUCAGGAAGGUGCUCCUCUCGCUGCAGGCAUUCGCGCUCAGGCUCCAACGCAAAGAGAAUUGACUGAAGAUCGAACAAAUUUGGCACAAUAGCAACCUACCUAAUCUGCAUUUCCGUUGAGGUGAUAAACGCUUUGGGCUGUGGCCUUUGGGUAUUACACACGUGUUCGUUAGUCUAAGCACUUUUUACUUUGUAUUCGUGUACUCGCGUUUUGUAAUUCCGUAAAAAAAAUGUAAUAAAUUCAUCUUCGAGA
Messenger RNA from Triticum dicoccoides, 799 nucleotides. RefSeq names its product probable NADPH:quinone oxidoreductase 1. NCBI's taxonomy places the organism in Eukaryota, Viridiplantae, Streptophyta, Magnoliopsida, Poales, Poaceae. The record is from RefSeq and is a predicted model, not a curated record. Gene Ontology annotation, cellular component: cytosol. The transcript has 2 exons. Gene Ontology annotation, molecular function: FMN binding; oxidoreductase activity. The coding region runs from base 1 to 609 and encodes 202 amino acids.